UGUUUAAAGCACUUGACAGAUGAGGGGAAUUCCACAGAGAAAGAACAAAAGAGACAUUAGACAUCAUUUAGCGUUCGCCUCAAGCUUUAUACUCAAAGACAAGAGGGGAUAUGUUCUUAAAUGAUAUGAAAUUCCUAAAUAACAUCCUGAAUUGAAAUUAGAUCAACACAGAGUUUAAUUUUCUUCUUUCCUGUUCUGAAGAAGAAAGUCAGUUGACUUAGUUGAGUAGUAAACUAGCUGUGUUUUCUUAAUCGUAGUGUCAGAAUCUGAGAUCAUAAUUCACACUCGUUAGGUUUUUUGUCUGUUUGGUGAAUUCACGGCCGAUCCGUGUUAAUUGUAAGGACCGUCCACGAGUUUAUCCGCUGCGUUUGAACCUCAGUCUAAAUGGUUAUUAUGUUAAUCUGAAGUGUGUUUGAAGUCUCCAACACUAAACCGGGUCUGUCUCUCUCUCGAAUCCUUCACAGGCUAUCAAAGAGAAGCGGAAGAGGUUCUCCAAACUCUGGGGGUUUAAAUGAGGAGGACUAUGGUGUUUCCUCGCCUCAGGAAACACAGUUUAAUCCCUUUGAUCACAUGCGGCCUUAGAUAAACUUCCCUGUUUGGUCUACAACUCUUGGCUUUUGAUAUCUCGUUUCGAUAUGGAUGCACCAGACGCUCAUUGCCAUCUCAGCAGGAGCGGCAUACAUCGUGGCAUUUCGCCCCCUGGUGGUUACGGAGGGAACGACAAGCACCAUCACCUUCACUCUGAUCCGCUGGGUCGCUCUCUUCCUCUGUUCUUGUACCCGGCCCGUAUGGAGCAGGGGGUUUACGACGGCUCGUACUGCAGCGGGGCGACGCUGCUGUCGUACCUGCCGCCGUUCCACGCCGGUCUGGGUGUGUACGAAUGUCCGUUCGAGCCCGCCUUCAUUCAGAAGCGCAACGAGAGGGAGCGUCAGCGCGUGAAGUGCGUCAACCAGGGGUACGCCAAACUCCGAGACCACCUGCCCAACGCAAGCGCGGACAAGCGGCUGAGCAAAGUGGAAACUCUGCGGGCGGCCAUACGCUAUAUCAAGUACCUGCAGUGUCUGGUGGAGAAACCAGAGAGAGGGGAGUUGAACGUGGCAGCGCCGUCGCCUCUGUCUUUCUCGGACACUUCCUCAGAGGAGUCGUCUGGGAGUUAGAGACGUUUCUGCCUCUGA
Triplophysa dalaica is the source of this 1175-nucleotide messenger RNA. RefSeq names its product achaete-scute homolog 5. Bases 636 to 1157 code for a protein of 173 amino acids. Gene Ontology annotation, molecular function: protein dimerization activity; RNA polymerase II transcription regulatory region sequence-specific DNA binding; DNA-binding transcription factor activity, RNA polymerase II-specific. The transcript has a single exon. NCBI's taxonomy places the organism in Eukaryota, Metazoa, Chordata, Actinopteri, Cypriniformes, Nemacheilidae. The record is from RefSeq and is a predicted model, not a curated record. Gene Ontology annotation, biological process: developmental process; regulation of transcription by RNA polymerase II.